Messenger RNA from Mya arenaria, 1326 nucleotides. RefSeq names its product putative nuclease HARBI1. The transcript has 7 exons. The record is from RefSeq and is a predicted model, not a curated record. Bases 196 to 864 code for a protein of 222 amino acids. NCBI's taxonomy places the organism in Eukaryota, Metazoa, Mollusca, Bivalvia, Myida, Myidae.
CGACAAUCUUCAAUAGAUACCAACAAGGAUUAUACUUUAAACACUUAGAAAUUAGUGUUUCGGAUAUGGAAAACAAUUCGGACAUUACUAAGAGAUGAUCUUUCUGCUGAAUCCGUCUUACUGACAUUGAGGUACCUGGCUAAAGGAGACUUUUUUUCUGAAGUUGGAGACAUCCAUGGUGUGUCCAAGUCGUCAAUGUCCAGACACUUGCAUGACGUGGUGCUGGCGAUUAACAACAGGGUUGAUAACAUAAGAUUCCCAGAAAUAGAUGUGGAAAGAAGGAGCACAGCUACACCAUUUUACAGGCUUAGCCGAAUCCCUAGGGUGCUUGGUGCUAUUGAUUGCACGUUGAUAUCAAUUACUACCCCAACUUCCCACGAGGCAUCAUAUGUGUGUCGAAAGGGUUACCACGCCUUAAAUGUCCAAGCUGUGGUGGACACUAAGUUGAGAUUCAUUGAUGCUGUGGCGCGGUGGCCUGGCGCAACCAAUGAUGCUACUAUCUUUGAGAUGUCUGGCUUGAAGGAUUAUCUGGAGGCAAAUGCUGUUGGUGUAUUGCUGGGUGAUUCGGGUAAUGCUUUACGAAAUUAUCUAUUAACACCAAUCCUCAGACCCACUGCCAACGCACAAGUGGCAUACAAUGAUGCCCAUGCCAGGGGCCGUGUAGUUGUUGAGAGGGCAUUUGGCAUGCUGAAGUCACGCUUUAGGAUCUUGGUAUUACUGAACAAGAGGCCCACGGUGUCCAUAUGCCCUACUGGCAUGGCUUGUUUGGUCCGUUUUUAUCCAGAGCAUUUAAAGGUUGUUAUGGAGGUUAACAUAUCAUCAUCAUUAACAGUGACGUCACUGCUGGCAGACCCGGUUCUCUAACUUAAAGUUGAAUGACAUGAAAGGAAAGGGUGAUGUUGAGGGGUGUGUGUGCUGCCCAUCUGAAUUGUGACAGGAAAUAAACCAACAUGCCGGGCUAGAGAUGGAUAUGUUCGUGAUAUGUGACAUAUGUUUAAUACAGACUUAAGAUUGUUAACCAAAAUUCAUUACCAAAUUAUGUUAUAAUUGUACUUUUUGUACUUAACUCCACGCCUCUUACCAUUAUUAUACUUAUUCCUUACAAACAUAUUGAUCUUUUAUGUAAGAAGAACACAUACAUGUUUUGUACCUCAGAUAAUAACUCAAUAUGAAUUUUAGUGCAAUAGCCUCGACCAGAGAGAGCUCCGCCGAGAUCUUCAAAUGGCUGUGUUGGCUGCUACACUCUGACCCCCCCCCCCCCCCCACACACACCGCAACAUUCACAUCUGUCUUGAAUCAGGAGUUGGAUCAAUAUCAGAAUGAACG